This is a messenger RNA of Tripterygium wilfordii, 4464 nucleotides long. RefSeq lists its product as uncharacterized. The record is from RefSeq and is a predicted model, not a curated record. Gene Ontology annotation, cellular component: centrosome; spindle pole; equatorial microtubule organizing center. The transcript is spliced from 14 exons. Gene Ontology annotation, molecular function: gamma-tubulin binding; microtubule minus-end binding. Gene Ontology annotation, biological process: meiotic cell cycle; mitotic cell cycle; cytoplasmic microtubule organization. NCBI's taxonomy places the organism in Eukaryota, Viridiplantae, Streptophyta, Magnoliopsida, Celastrales, Celastraceae. Bases 150 to 3881 code for a protein of 1243 amino acids.
GCCUCGAACAGACUGCGACUGUCCCUUCCAGCGCCGGUGACAAAACCCCUCUCUCACGUGUCUUUCUUCGUCUCGGGCCAAGGCCUUCACGAAUAAACUGGUACUAGUAGCACUGUAGGUGAUGGUCGUGUAGAUUCAAACAGAGCAAUAUGGCGGUAGGGGGGACAAAUUUCGCGUCGUUGUUUGAGAGAUUGAAGGUGGAAGAUCCAUGGCUCCCUCCAUCCACUUGGGAAUCAAUUCCUUCCGAAGGUGGCGUUCGCUUCUCCCAGCACGACAUUGCCUCUUCGGCUUCUUCUCGCUCCGAUCCUAACUACCAAACUUCUUCCGUCUCUGAGGCCAGUGUGGUGAGGUUAGCACUGAAUGCAUUACAAGGUGUACAGUCAGCCCUCAUGAGCAUUGAGAAACUCUCUGGCGCAUUCUGUUUUGACCCAGCUGAUCGGACUGUCAAUCAAAUUCCAAGUUUAUGGAAUAGGUCUUCAAGCACUCAUGCUAUAGGUAGUAUGCUUAACUCCAUAGGCUGCUCAGGUUGCUUAGUUUUUCUCCUGUAUAGAUUUGUAGAUCAUUUUACAAAUUUGGAUUUGGAUUCGAAUUCUGUUGGGGAACGACGUGAAAUUUCUGCAUCCACGGCAAAUGUAAGUCAUUGUGGUGGUGAAGUACAGGCACAGCAGGACCGCUACCCUCCUUACAGUCUUGUUAAUCAGGCGUUUGCCAUUGCUGUGAGAAAGGUUUUGGAAGGUUACACAUGUGCACUGGAUACAUUGAGUGCAUCAGUGGGAUUAAGGCGUUCAUCAAAGAAAGCUCCUUUGCAUGCAUCUUCUGGCACAGGAUGCCUUAGUAGUGUAGUGCAUCCUGAAGUAACACUGCUGGAGUUAUACCUCCAUACAAAGGAAUUGAAGACUCAGAUUGAAGCUCUCGGAAGUAUAUGCAACUUGCAUAAGUUAGCUCUUUGCUUCUUAUCAUCGUCCUUUGAGGACGUAAAUGCCAGUGCAGUUCUGGAAUUUCAAAACUUCUAUCAGGGAGGGGAUCUGCUUACUUAUUUGUAUACUCAACUACAGGUUGCUGAUCCUGCACACUGUACUAUACUCAAGUUUCUUUUUCUUCGGUCAUGUGAGCCCUAUUGUGGAUUUAUUAGAUCAUGGAUAUUCAAAGCUGAGAUCCUCGAUCCGUACAAGGAAUUUUUUGUGGAAUAUGUUGAGAAACCACUGUCUUUUUCAUGUAUUGAUUCUGGAAAUUCCAUUGACUUCUCAUUGGCAAGUACUCAGGAGCGAGAUGGAGUUGCUGUUCCCUGUUUUUUCAACGACUUCCUGGUUCCAAUUUUGAGGGCUGGUCAACAGCUUCAAGUACUGAUGAAAUUACUUGAGUUUUGUUAUCUUGAAGCCCCUGGAGCUCAUAUGUAUCAGGAUUUUCUUCCUUCUUGUAGUGGAUUUUUAGGAAAUGAUUCCUUUUAUGCAUCUCCAAUGAUUUUAAGCAAAAAAAAUUUCGAAGCCACCGUAAUUGCAAGAGACAGCUAUUAUAGAAAGAUGCAGGAGAAACUUGACAAUCUUUGGACAAAAUUAGAAUUUAGAUAUCAUCAGGUAGUUCAACAUGGUGCUGCUCCUAUUUUAUCAGAUAUUGGCGCCAGGAAUGCAAGUGAUGCAGUUUCACCAGAGCUGGAUUUAAGAACUAUAGGUGAUGUGGAUUCUGAUGACUCUAGUGUGAAAGGUGAAUUUAUCUAUCAGGUGGAUACCUCUGAUUUAUCUGAAUGUUCAUCAAUAAGUGACUCUGAGGUGCAAACUGACUCCCAGCUGCUGACUGAGAAUCCUGAUAGUUUGUUUGGGCAUGAACAAAAAUACUUCUCUGCCUUAAGGUUCUUUAUAAGUAGCCCCAUUAAUUUUUCACCUCAGAAAUCUCUUCAAUGUGAUGGUUCACAUCAUGUGGAAAACAAUUUCCAUGAGAGAUGCGAAAGUACAUGUGCACAUGAUGGCCAUUCUAUGCAUUUUCGUUGUAGGGGAACCCUCCUUAGUAACAUAUCUACGCCUCUUGAGACUGGAGAUUCAUGCCGGUCACAUAAAUAUGAUAAGUUAUGUACGAAUACUGUACAUUAUAAAAGCUGGACCCUUGGCAACCAUCUGAGAAAUCCUUUUCUUGUGGAUGGAAAUUGUAGAGAUGAUCGAAGUUCGAAUCAAUCUGACACUGCUGAAUCGGUGAACAAAAGGAUUAUGAAAGUCUUAAAUGAAGACGAGCAACAUAUUGGCAAAGUACUUGCUACCAGCACUGCUGUAGUUGAAGAUUCCUUUGUUGGGAUUCAACCUGUAAAUGAAAUUUCUAUAUCUGAUUUAUCCACAUUGAAUUUUUGGAAGAUUAAUAACUGUCACAAUCCCCUCAGUAUGAACCCAAUGUUGUCAAGAAAGGAAUUGUUUAAGCAGACGGGUGAGCUUGGAGAGAGACAAAACUUAGAAAAUGGGCAAUCCUUGUCUUGCUUUGACUUCUCAUCUGUAGUAGACCCUUGCAGAGCAUGUGAUAAGAAGUUAUCUUCCAGUGCAAGACACCAAAUUGGACCUGAGCAUCUGUUAUAUUCCAACAGCAAUGGUGACUGCCAUCUUGAAGUACGUAAUGGUGGAGACGAAAUGGCUGCUAGUAUUAAGACUUCUUCUGUUUAUUCAUGCUUGAAAGAAAAUGAUAUUGUUGAAAAUGUUUCGAAAAAUGCUUCUGGAGGGGGAAGUUGGGAAAGUUUGCUCGGUAGUUCUCUUAAUGAUGAUGAUGAGACAUUUGAAAAUGUUGGGCAGAGUUUUUCAACAACUUUUGAGAUGCCUCUUGAUUUCAUAGUUGACAAAUGCCUGCUGCAAGAAAUCUUGCUUCAAUAUAAUUAUGUCAGCAAGUUAACAAUCAAAUUGCUUGAAGAUGGUUUUGAUUUGCAAGAGCACUUGUUGGCAUUGAGGCGUUACCAUUUUAUGGAGUUCGCGGACUGGGCUGAUCUGUUUAUCAUGUCCCUUUGGCAUAAUAAAUGGUGUGUUGCUGAGGCAGAUCAGAGAGUUUCUGCAAUUCAAGGGCUUCUUGAGUUGGCGAUUCAGAAGUCCUCAUGUGAGCAAGACCAUAAUAAAAAUAGGUUAUUUGUGUACAAUAAAGGAGAUGAUGUAAUGUCCCUUGCGGCUUCAGCAAUUGGAGUUCACUCCUUUGAUUUUUUAGGUUUAGGUUAUAGAGUGGAUUGGCCAGUCAGUAUUGUUCUUACUCCUGGCGCAUUGAAAAUAUAUGCUGACAUAUUCAGUUUUCUGAUACAAGUGAAGCUUGCUGUUUUCUCAUUGAGUGAUGUAUGGUGCUGUUUGAAGGAGGAUUUGAGGCACCUGAUAAGUCAGAAUCAUCGUUCUGCAGAGCAUAGACCGGAAGUGGACAAACUUAAUAUGUUGAUUAAGAUGAGGCACCAGGUCAAUCAUUUUGCAUCAACAUUGCAGCAAUAUGUGCAGUCACAAUUGUCUCACGUAUCAUGGUGCAGGUUUCUUCAUUCCCUUAAGCAUAAGGUCAAAGAUAUGAUGGACAUUGAGUCAGCGCAUAUGGCAUAUCUAACUGAUUCUUUACACAUAUGUUUUCUCUCGGAUGAAACACAGUCCAUAGCUCACAACAUUGCAAGCAUUUUGCAAUGUGCAUUAGACUUCAGGUCUUGUCUUGCUGAGGGCAGAUGGGAAGCGGGAUUGGGUCAGGGAGAUUUGCGACGUAAACUCUCUAGAGUCAACGUAUCCCAGGUUCUUGCCAUUAAGCAGAAGUUUGAAAAGAAUUUAAGAGAAUUGCAUUUGUGCUAUCGCAAGUCACCAAAACAUGGGCUGUUUGGUCUAUCUCAUUUAUGGGGUUAUCUCAACUACAAUGAGUACUACUCUGAGCUUGGCAACGAAAUCAGCUUUCAUAUGUAAUGUAAGUUAAAAGCUUUUUGCCAUGCUAAUUUUGAUGAGCAGCCGACUGAGAUGUCAAUUUGGUGAGUUAGUCUUCAUGAGUUUUGAUGAUCAGAGUGAAUUCUCGAAAUUCAUGGUGCUCUCUCUCUUCUUCCCUCAACGGAGCGCCUGAUGUGAUGUGCAGUGGUGUUUAUGUUGUCUCAUGUAAGUUAUUGUGCUAACUAGUCGAGAUCCACUUUGGGUGGCAUAUACGUUAUCAAAGCUUCACGGUAAAUGUGUGGUGUGGUUCAUUGACCAUCUGUUCAGGGGGGUCUUGAUAGAAUGAAUGUCUCCCUUGAUGUUUGUCCAUUUUUGUUGGGAAAUGACAACCAGACCCCAGAAGUUUGCUAGGAUUCAUAAACUAAACACACUCCCCCACGUUAAAUUUGUCUUGUAAGUGGUGUCUAUGUAACAAAAUUGAAGUCCAGGGAAAUUGAAUGCGUUAUAUCAGUGUAUAUUUGUUAAUCAGUGUGUAGUCUAAACUCUGAAGUGUCUUGUUGUAUCUAUACCUAUAUAUAAAGGAGAGGCUCUAAUCAAUUGUUCUCAUUAUUUGACACUUGAACAA